UGGUGGAGUCUGCUUUCGUACCAUUUUGGUCAUAAUAAUAAACGUUACGACCAAAAAUAAAAUAAAAAAAAUUAAAUGCACAAAGACAAAUCGGAAAUAAUGAAAAAAGUGUACAAAGUAAAGAAACAGUAACAUCUUUACACCAAUCACACAAAUAACGUAAUCAAAACAAAUGAUCUCACUUUAAAAUAAAGGAAGAAAACUUUGGCAAACAUUCUUCGGACGAGAGACGACCGCCGUCGCCGGGAAGUGACGUCACCAAAAGCUGGUGUCAAUGGGUGCCACAGACCCCGCGGUGGAAGAGAGAGAAAACAAAGGAGAGAAGUUAGGGAGAGAGAGGGAAGAAACAGAGGAGAAGCAAAGAGAAGUAAAGUCUGUGGAGGAGGAAGAAGAAGAAUCAAAGGAUAAAGAUGAAGUCAACCAUCACAGAUUUUUGGCGAGCUUGAACAGAUUGAACCCAACAAACCCUCUUAGGAUCAUUUUUAACAAUGGCGGCGGCUCUAGAUUCACUACGCCGUCUCCCAAUCUCGCCCAGCCACUCCGAUCUUCCUCAAGAGCUCCUCCGCCGAUGCAGACGCCUCCCACUCGCGCGCAACCGCCUGAAGAGCCUCAGCCUCCGCCUUCUCCCUCUCCGUCGUCGCCGCCGCCGCCGCGUCAACAUCAAUCUCGUUCCCUCUUCACUCCAACCCCUCAGGAAACUUUGGCAUCACUGAAUUCAACAAAGUACACAAACAAGUUCUUUCUGCUGCUCUUCGUUCUUCACAAGGUUGUGGCUAUUGGGUUUGUAUGCUUCCUUGUCUUCAGAGGCGUCCAAGGUCUAAUCGGAUCCAAUGGUAGCGUCAAAAGGAAAGAGCAAAAGAUCCUCAAAUUCCUACUUCCACAAGUCGAAGCUGCAUCUCUGUUGAGCAUCAUACUCGCAUUCUCCUGGCAAAUGGCAUUUCGGAUUUGGCCUGAUUUCAUGAUCCACUUCAUACUCUGGAGCACCUUUUUGAUGUCUCUGUCCUCAGGAAUCCUCUUACUUUGUUUCCAGAUGCCAGCAACCGAUGCUGUUGGGGUCUGCCUGAUCGCGUUCUCCAUCGGCAAUGGUUUAUAUGCUUGCUGGGUCACUCGCAGGAUCAAGUUCUGUUCCAAGAUACUGGUCAAGUCCUUAGAACCCGUUUCCAAGUUCUCGGAUCUGAAUCUACCAACCUACUACAUGCUAGCUGCUGGUUUCCUCUGGAUGUCUCUUUGGAUCUUCGGUGUCAUCGGUGCAUUGAACUUCUAUUUUCCGCCGCUAGUGAUUAUUGCUUUGGUGCUGAGCUUGGCUUGGACGACGGAAGUGAUGAGGAAUGUUGUUAACCUAACAGUGAGUAGGGUCGUUGCUUUGUUCUAUCUUAGAGGGAUGCAGUCUAGCACCAGGUUUAGUUUCCAAAGAGCCUUGUCUCGUAAUCUCGGGAGCGCGUGUUUAGGAUCUCUGUUUGUUCCAACGAUCGAAGCACUUAGGAUCUUGGCAAGAGGAUUGAAUUUGCUCAAGGGUGAAGAUGAGUUCAUGUUUUGCUGUGCUAAUUGCUGUCUCAAACUCAUGACCUUCAUAUUCGAGCACGGCAAUGGCUGGGCCUUUGUGCAGAUAGCAGCGUAUGGGAAAGGAUUUGUGAGGGCGUCGCAAGACACGUGGAAGCUGUUUGAGGCUGCAGAUAUGGUUGAGAUAGUAGAUGCAGACAUAACAAGCUCCAUCUGCUUCCUCACAGGCAUCUGCAGUGGCUGCGUCUGUGUUAUUGUCGCAGCCGCUUGGACUCACACAGUUUACAAACCUUUUACAGCCACCAUCUCCUUGCUUGCCUUCUUCAUUGGAUACCUCAUGACGAGGAUCUCAAUGGCACUGCCUCACGCCUGCGUAAGUUGCUACUACGCAUGCUAUGCAGAAAAUCAGGAAAGCAGAUUCUUUGACAAAACCAUAAAAGAUAGGCAAGCUUUGAUCAGAAAUGGCCGUGUUGUUGUCGCCACCACCCCUAGAGUCCGCCGUUUUCUAGCCGAGCCGGCCCAGCCUGCUUAAUCUCUGUUUUUCCUUCUUGAGAUGGCUACUAGGUGUUCAGCUUUUCAGAGAUGAAAAUAGCUAGUCUUUAAAAAUUUGAAAGUUAAUUUAGUCACAGAAAGAGUGAAGUGUCGAUAUCAGUGGGGGUGGAGAAAGAAAGAAUGUGGAUAGACAAGCUCAUGAAUGACAUGGACACAAUCCAACUAAUUAGCCAAAAGCCAAGUUGGUUGAGCUUUUUUCUUCUUUUUUUGCUUUUCUUUGUUGUUGGUGAGACCCCUCCAUGUACAUAUUUUUUUCUUCAUUAUUUAUUCGUUCCUUUCUGUACACAGGUAUAUUCCUUUCUCGAUUUUGGAAAGUUGUUGAUUUUUAUAUCUUUUAUUUUGAUAUAGGUUAUUAUUUAAUAAGAUUAGGACAUGCGUCUGCGUGG
Messenger RNA from Thlaspi arvense, 2438 nucleotides. NCBI's taxonomy places the organism in Eukaryota, Viridiplantae, Streptophyta, Magnoliopsida, Brassicales, Brassicaceae. The record is from the annotation of a GenBank genome assembly.